This is a messenger RNA of Sodiomyces alkalinus F11, 419 nucleotides long. RefSeq lists its product as hypothetical. The record is from RefSeq and is a predicted model, not a curated record. Lineage: Eukaryota; Fungi; Ascomycota; Sordariomycetes; Glomerellales; Plectosphaerellaceae. The transcript has a single exon. Bases 89 to 346 code for a protein of 85 amino acids.
CUUGGCCGAUGCGAUCUCGAGCUGCCAUGGCUCUCAAACAACUUUUUGCCAUCUCUAUCACCCCCGACAACGUGACUUCAACCCCAAUAUGAACUCGACCCAUUUAAGGAAUUGGAAAACUCUCCGGUGCAAACGAGAUGUGAUGCAUCUUUGCCUGUUAUCCUCGACACGAAUACCUGGAGUCUGGUACAGCCGAAAAGCCAUGUUAAGAGGCCUCACGUCUGCGGAUCUCUGCGACCCCAGGGAAAUUGGUUCAAGGCUUUCGUCAGCUUUUCAUCGACUGGCUGCCAGCCUCCCCAAAGACACCACCACCAUGGAAUUGGGAAUGGCUCCCGUCUUCCGCUAAUCGUUCUACUCGCCAGACCAACGUGGUCUUUCGAAAUCGGGACCUGGGAAACCGCCGUUCCCCGCCCCGCCCC